AAUGCUCCAGUACUGCAUGCCUCUCUGAUUUCUGCUCCUCUGUUCUCUCUCUCUCUCUGUUUCAAAAUCAUUUCGCAAUUUGAAUUCCUCUGUUCCAUUUGAUUUUGAAAUGGCGUCGUUGGUGGAUUCUUCUAGUUGGAGCCUCGUCGCCGCGAAACCUACGUCUUUCAAGCUCAAGGAUUUUCUUCUUCAAGACGAUUUCAGCUCUUGCUCCUCUCAUGGCUUCCGAUCGUUUCCACGAAGCCAAUGCUGCACCACAACCGUCCGAUUUCUCCUCAACAACGAUUUCAAACGGACAGAUUCUUCCGUAACUAAAUCAUUACCUCCUCCAACUGCCUCCACCAGAAUCGCUCUCCCCGCGGUCUCCACUUUGCAAAAGGCGUCCAACGCUGUUGUCAGAGCAUUUAAGCAGUUUCCGUUGCGCAGGAGUAUUUCGCGGAAACUGAUUCUCGUAUCCUUUUGGAAGAAAUCGAAUGUCGUUGAUUCCAACGCCAAACGCUGGAAAUCGUUUCGGGAAUUUCUCGAUGAGAAAGAACCGCCGUCGUCGUCUGACCACGAUCACGCCGAUUCCGCCGAUUCCUCGGUCAUUGCUGUCGCUGCAAGAAACUCGAUCUGUAGCUGUAGUAAUAGCAUCAGUUGGACGGAGAGCGAAUUUACAUCGGAGAUGAUUCCGUCGUCUUCGAGCGGUAAUUUCGACAGUUGCAGCGAAAUCGACGCCGCCAAGGACGAUAAGGAUUCGCCUGGUAAUCUCAGUAAUCUCAUAGCCAAAACAGAUGGCGUAGCUUUGGGAAAAGAUUGCAUUGAAGAAACAACCGCCGUCGCCGCCACCGCCGCCGCCUACCCGGAGAAAGCCAUUAAGCAAUUGGGAAAUGAAGAAGAAAAGGAGCAGUGGAGUCCAGUUUCAGUCCUGGAUUUUGGUUUGAAGCGAUUGGAGAAGGGAGCGGAAUUGGAACCUGUAGACUUGAAGAAACGAUUCGCUGAUUUGGGUUUAAUAAUAUCCACAAAAGAAGGGCAGAGGGAACAGAAGGCAUUGGAGCUUGUAAGGCUCGUGAAAUCUACGACCAAAUCGCAGUGCUUCACGUUGAAAACAGAGAAUCUGGUGCUGGAUUUGAUCCAUGAAAAGCUGGAAGAAGAAGAAGAAGAUGAAUCAAGUGCAAGAGGGUGUGGUUUUGAGGAAGAAAAGGUUGUGAAAUUAAUAGAAGGUUGGGUGGAUGGAGAGGGCGGAGAAAUGAGGGUGAUGGGAUGGGAGUUGGCGGAAGGACGGAGUUUGUACAUUAAGGAUAUGGAGAAGGCGGGAAAGUGGAGGAGUUUGGGCGGAGAAAAGGAGGAAUUGGCGGCGGAGGUUGAAACCGAGGUUUGGAUCUGUUUGCUUGAUGAGCUAUUAGUUGGCCUGUCUUAGCUUCUUAUUAUUAUUAUUAUUACUAAAAAAAAAAAGAUGUAAAUAAUUAGCAGCCAAUCAAUGUACUUGCAUACUUAAAAAAGAAAAGAAAAGAAAAAAAAGAUAGGUGGUAAUAUAUACA
Cucurbita moschata (crookneck pumpkin) is the source of this 1520-nucleotide messenger RNA. RefSeq lists its product as uncharacterized. The record is from RefSeq and is a predicted model, not a curated record. The transcript has 2 exons. The coding region runs from base 110 to 1399 and encodes 429 amino acids. Lineage: Eukaryota; Viridiplantae; Streptophyta; Magnoliopsida; Cucurbitales; Cucurbitaceae.